AUGAAUGCACUUGUUAAGCCUAUAAUAGCACCGUAUUUUAUCUCGGCCGCUGCUGGAUGGUCCCUGUUGAAAUCAUUACAGAUGAUCAUCGAUAAAAACUAUAAUGAAGACAAUGUGAAAGUGUAUCUUAAAAUAAUUAUCGAUGAAACACGAAAAAAAUACGUAGAAAAUCAGCUAGUUGAAGGUCUACCACUAGAUGAGUACUGCGAGAAAAUUAAAAGGAGUGGAAUUUGUGGAGACGGUCGCCAUGAACUAAGCUUACUAAGUGCUGCAUAUGGACGUGAGUUCCGUGUUUAUCAAAUGGACCACAAUGGUGAAAUUGAGAAUUUUUGUUGUUAUGGGGAGACCACAGACAGUAAUCCGAGCAGCGGUUGCUUGUUGUAUGACCCGAUAAAAAAUCAUUUUCAGCCAUUAAUAGAACGGUAUUUAUCAGGACACAUUAUAUCGACACAGUUGAACCUUAAAUAUCCGGUGGUACAAGAGUAUCUUAGUGCAUUUAUCAAGUCAAAAAAUAAGUCAGAUUCAACUACUAAUCGAACACAAAGAAAGCGUCUUGGUAAUGGUUUAUUCUGUUUAGGACGAAUACCAUUCUACAAAUGCCAGAAAUCUAUACAGUCAGAAAUAAUUCUACAAGGCAACGACAUUGCAGCAUCGAAUGCGUCCAAUGUUCAUGAUUCAAAUAGGCGUUUGGCUGAUGCGGCUGAAUCGAGUAUUAUACAGGCUGGAGAGAUACGUGGUGAUGGUCAAAAUGAAGUGGCAUCAAUUGAAGAUGGAAACGCAACUGAACCUGGGGAGAGACAGGAGCAACAAUUACAAGGCGCAAUGCUUGAGCACAAUGCGUUAGAUCCAUCGCAAACAACUGUUCAAAAAUAUGCAGAAUCAUCAUCGGACGAAACUAGCGGACAUCACAAUCAAGCAAUCGGCUUUCAAAUCACAUCUACAAGUACUGUACCGAAGUUCACUGAUCUGGCAACAAUUCUACCGGAGUUUUACAAUCAAAUCGGUGAACUUUUUUAUUUGUUACAACGUAAUGUAAAGUCAGAACAGCCACCUGCUAAUGAAGAAAGCAGAACUGUUCAGCCAACGUCCCGAGAAGUUGCUGGUCCGACUCAUAAUACUUUGGAUGUAGCUAAAAAACCUGCAGAUGUCAGCCAACUGGUCGAGAAACGAGCACCAGCUCCUCUCAUAAAACGUCAGCCAAGUCCUUGUCAACAUCGACACUACAUAAGUGAUAUAACUAAAAGCUUCCCUUGUAUACAAGCAGAAGGAAAAAUAGAGCGACAGCAUCCAGCAAUGGAGAUCAAACCAGAGUACAAAGGCAUGUAUGUCGAAGUUAAACUGGUUAAUAUGCAACAUGAGCCACACAGAUUUCGUCUCAUACCAGCACACUCGAGAAUGAACCGAGAUAAAACUUUGAGAAUUGAUGGUGUGACAAAGAACGACGAUGGAAUUUACAUAACUGACGACCCUAAUUCAAGUGUUAUUGCACAUACCGACACUAAAUCUAUAUUCUUUGCAAUAUCAGAUGCAGAUAUAAGAAAUCUAAUGAAAAGGUGA
Molecule: messenger RNA, 1557 nt
Organism: Didymodactylos carnosus
Lineage: Eukaryota; Metazoa; Rotifera; Eurotatoria; Philodinida; Philodinidae
Source: the annotation of a GenBank genome assembly